CGAAACCAGUCGAAACCAGCGAAACACAACACAUGAAAGAGCUUGCAAAUGGACGUCGGUGUUGUGAAUAUGAAGUGGUGUGCGAGGCCGUUUGUUUGUAAGAACGUCGCAUCAUAUUUGUAAUAGGAGCAUUAGGUCACAUCAAACAUGAGCGUUCCCAGACUAUACCGAGCAACAACGGUGGCAAGAACGAAACAGAUACAGAAAUGAAUGGAGAGGAUGCACAGUAACACGGCGCAGUGGGUUAUCCCUUGUGGCGUCAUCUCAGCUCUUCGCCGUUUGGAUAUUACGUGUUGUGAUCUUCGGUUUAGGCAUUAUGGGUCUCCCAUAGCCUUCGAUAUAGUGAAUUCAGCUCGAGGAAUGGCUCGGUCCUCCGCAUCUUUCGCUGACACUAGGCCUAACAGAAAGAGAUCAUCUUAGACAAAGGGUUGCUCGGUGUUGUACGAAGAAACAGCAAGCCUUGCAAGUCUGACUUUUGGACAGUGGACAUGGAAGCUGUCGGUGAUUUUGAGUACAAUACUAAAGACUUGAUCGGCCACGGUGCCUUUGCUGUGGUUUACAAAGGGCGCUAUCGAGCGAAACCAGAGUUACCCGUGGCCAUCAAGAGCAUCACCAAGAAAAACUUGGCUAAGUCACAGAAUCUCCUCGGCAAAGAAAUCAAAAUAUUAAAGGAACUCGCAGAGCUUCACCACGAAAACGUCGUCGCUCUGCUAGAUUGCAAGGAAACAGCCCAUCAUGUCUACUUGGUCAUGGAGUACUGCAAUGGAGGGGACCUGGCCGAUUACCUUCACGACAAAGGCACAUUGAGUGAAAACACCAUUCGACUGUUCCUGCGUCAAAUUGCUGGGGCAAUGAGAGCACUGAACGCCAAGGGCAUUGUGCACCGUGAUCUCAAGCCGCAAAACAUUCUCCUGUGCCACGGACCGAAGCCCAAGCCAGCUCCGGUGGACAUAACGCUCAAGAUUGCAGACUUUGGUUUUGCGAGGUUUCUGCAAGACGGUGUAAUGGCUGCGACACUCUGCGGUUCACCCAUGUACAUGGCCCCGGAAGUAAUCAUGUCCCUUCAGUAUGAUGCCAAGGCUGAUCUCUGGAGCAUAGGCACCAUUGUAUUCCAGUGCCUGACAGGAAACGCACCGUUCAGGGCACAAACACCACAAGCAUUGAAGCAGUUCUAUGAGAAGACUGCCAACCUUGCACCACGAAUACCAUCAGGGACAUCGCCGGAGCUCUACGACUUGCUGAGUAGGCUUCUAAAGCGAAACGCAAAAGACAGAAUGGAUUUCGAUGAAUUUUUUUCACACCCCUUCCUGAAGAGAGCAGCCAAACUAAGUUCCCCAAUGCCAGUGCCUUCCCGCCGUUCCGCAUCCCCCGAAGCGGCAUCCCCGCUGAACAACUCGCCGCAGUGUGGCAGCUCCCCGAUGUCUGGGAACCUUCCUCCUUCUCCUCACGGGUGGUGUGGGGAAGUGCCUUGCGAGGACAUGGCAGCAUCCCCGCAGGAGUCUGCAGCGGGCGUUGAUGCAAUGACGAGCCCGGCACCUGCGGAAAAAAGCUUGCAGUCUUCACCCGAGGACCAGGACUUUGUUAUGGUUCCUGCAUCUCUUGAUGAACAACAAGCGGCGGACUACAUCCAGUGUGCAGUAAAAUGGCAGACUGAUGAUUCCGGUAGCACGCCGGCUAAGAAGGCAGCCUCACAGCUGGAGGGCUCGCCGCGACCCUCCUACCUUCCCGUGCGAGGUUCUGGCAGUCCCGCCCAGCGUACUGAACCCAUCCCGGUGCCAUCUCAGAAGCAGGCCUUCCAACAGAUUCAGAGGAGCGGCAGCAGUGCGCAGGAUUCUUCUCCAGUGCUGGAAGGAGGACAAACGACGGCGAUGCUGCCUUCGCCAGACGAACCGCCACCGUGUUCCCCGAGGUUGAUGCAAAGGGAAAGGAAGGACUCGACCAGCUCUCACUCGAGCGAGCUGGGCAGGAGGACACCCGACAUAACGAACUUGUCACCGCCUCCUGUCCAAUUCCAGAUAGGAACGCCACCCAGUGGAGGACGGAGAAGGCACUGGAGUGGCGGCAGUGGUGGAACGCCACCUUCAGUUCGACACGCACUUCCACCUACAGUGUCUGGGUCACCACUUCGACGGCAGACCUUGCCCGCCACCUGUGGGAACGCCAACCAACUCAUGAAUCUAGCAACCCUGACAAAUGCCAACCCUCUUUCCCCCAUCAUGGGGUCUCCAACCCGCGAGGGAGGAGGAACGGGAGGCACGUGGAACGCGAGAGAUGCAGCCCUGUGCGGCCUCGACCAGUGUCACAACAUAAAUACGUCCAUCCUCCGGGCCGGUGCCACGUCGCCUUUUGGGGUGCGCGCCAUGACUCUGCCCGACAUGAACAGAAGGGACAACUUUCCCGAACAACAAGAAUGUGGCAUCCACAGGUCUGGUAGUGCCUGCAGACUCUUUGAACACGGAAUACUUCGAGGAAACUUGGGGUCUGAGCAAGCCGCUCUCGGGUCUUAUAGCCCAACCAGCGCGACUGCUAUGAUGCCGUUUGCCGGCGCGGUCGAUUGGUCGCUUGCGCAGCGUACUGGCUCGACUGGAAUGCUGAUGGGCUCGUCCCCUGGCAGUGCUGGGAGUUUUCCCUUUGGCACGUCGCCGCCAACCGGAGAAAUGCCGACCUUUGUUGCUCCCGAGCUCCCUGAGGAGACCAUACUAGAGAGAGAGCACAAUGAAACCCUGGCAAAGCUGCACUUCAUCCAAGCUCUGGUCAACUGCAUCUUAGAACUCGCAAAAUCCAAGGGCAGGCCAGUGACGGCUGCUCUGACGGACUCUCUGGUCCGUAAGGAUUUGCAGGGUUCUUCAGAGCAGGUGACGAUAAUGAGCGAAGGCUAUCGCCGUGCGGAACAGCUGGUGCUUUACAUGAGAGCAGUGCAGCUGCUGUCGUCUGCGCUCGGCAUGUCCAGGCACGAGGUUGAAUCCAACAGGCUCCAGCCCUCCUCUACAGUCAAAGCAGUGCUGAAAUCCAUGCGAGAUGCCUUGUACUGCUGUGUGAAGGAGUGCAAACAGUUGGCAAGCUCGGGGAUCCUGCAAGCGACCGGCGUGGAUCCCCACUCUUCGAACAUCACAGCGGACAGGCUGCUGUACAACUACGCCAUAGAGAUGUGCCAGUCUGCUGCCAUAGAGGAGCUUUUUGGAAAUCCAGAAGAGUGCUUCCGGCGGUAUCAGACAGCGCAGAUCUUGCUGCAUAGCUUGGCCCAACAAGUAGGAAAUGAUUCGGACAAGCAGCUUCUGAACAGAUACAAGGAUGCGGUCGAGAAACGCCUCUUUGUGCUGCAGAGCCAGGGCCUGGUCUACGCUUACGACUCCACCUGACAGGACGACCUCCUGGCGCUACUCACGUAAUCCCCACGGGCAGACGGCAAAGAAGUACCGUUCUCGGUUUUAUUCAUUUAGGCAUUCACGCAUUUAUCUUGCCAUUAGGAACGUUGUUAUUUCUUUCUUACAUUUUUUUUUAGUUUGUAUAUCCCCGUUUUAACCGUAUUUUUUCGAAGAGAAACAAACAAAAACAAAAAAAGAACAAUAUGCAUGGUAUGUAGUCAUAAAAUUUUGCAGCAAAGGUUGCUGCGCGUAGACUUUUGUGCUUAGCUUUGUGGGUGGCAUGUGGUUUUUCUGCAUUUAAGUUGAAAGGACGGAAUGUUGAGAAGACAUCGGCAAGUUAUGUCACGAGGGUUACAACGGAAAAGGAAAAAAUAUACAUAUAUAGAAUGUGGCACUCCUGUUCUUUCAAGUCUGAAAUGUGAUGCACGUAAUAAGCGGUUGAUUUUUGGCUGAUGCUGGCAUUGGUGCAUCAACGACUGUACAACAUUGUGCCACCUGAUUGGUAUGUGUAUGUGUGUAUGUGAAUUGCAGGGUGAAUGGAGGGAUUUCGAUGCAUACGAAACAACAAAUUGUGCACGUGUCCGUGCGCUUUGUUUUCAGUUUGUAGAUAGAUAGAGACUGUGUUUGUGCUGUACGCCUAGGCGCGUCGCAGUUUAUAAAACGUACGAGGUGCUCCGGCAAUGCUUAUCGUGAUCAGCGUAACGUAUUGCACCGUGAGUACAGGAGGGCUCUUGGGGGGGGUUGGUCAAACCCUCUGGCAAAAGUCAUUGGUCAGAUUCUUCCUCUGGGAAGGAGAAAAUGUGGAAAUGUUUAGGGUUUGGCUACACCUCUCACGUGAAACAUCGCUGUAGUUACAGCCCUGAAGGUCCCUGAAAAGAUCUGCAGAUCUCGGGACGCAUUUUUGUGCUAUACGUUCUAGUCAGUUUGGAAGUUCCAAGUGCCGCAAGGUGUGGUGAGGCACAGUUUGUAGAAUGUACAGAAACAGGGAAUAUUUCUCUGUAGCGCGGCACCAUGCUACGGGGUUGUACUAAAGCUAAGUGCUGGGCUGCAAGCGGCUGACACUUUUAAGAGGCUGCGUUUGUGAGGACCACUUUCGCAGAAGUUGUUAAUCGGAACCUUUCAUUCAAAUGACAAGUUUUGUGCCUCGGAGGAACUGACGGCAGUCUUAAGAUUUUUUGUGGAAUGUCGACGAGGCUGUAUAGUGUGCACGAAACCCUAACUGCUUUUGCGCUAAAUCCAGCUAAACGACAUCUCCCCCAUACCAAACCUUUUAAGUCCUACCGCCCUGACACUUCGAUGGGACACUGUAGUUUGACUAUUGUCUUCCAUGUGGAUGUAAGAUACUCUAAAAAUCAUAGCUGUAUUUUUCUGCACUCUCUUUCCAACACAGCUUCAUUUUCUUCCUUCUGUACAUAUUGGUUGAGCGGGUACGCUGGAGAGCGAACAGGAUUCUACAUUGUUGUACAGUGCAAUUUCUGCAGGGCCUCUUGUCAUUUGACACACACGCUCGUUCGAUUCAGUUGCAACGCGGGCCGCUCUUAUAACUGCGGGCAAAAAAAUGGCCUGCGGCAUUGAGUUGAACAACACCGGCCGUAACGCUUUCGUGCAUGUUAAGAGUUUUUUAUACCGAACACGUGCACAGUAUGCUCCAGUGAGCACCACUCUGUACCCCCCAGCACCUGUGUAAAUACGGGGCAUUGCUGCGUGCAAUGGCUGUCAUCUUUGUCGUGCGUGACUCUAUGCAGUGUAACUUAUUAACGUGUAGUACAUACUUGCUCGACGGAAACGCUUUUACACCUUUUCUAGGCCCGGGGGCCUAGUGGAGACGAGAGCUUUAGCGAACUUCACUGUCCGCAGUCUGUGUCAUUGCUGCAAUGGACCCUAUACGAAAACGUAGCCUCAUUAAUGUGUAGGUACGAAAAGGUGCGCAGGGCACCUCCUGUUGUAGCUGCACUCCGACAUGGAUAUUAUACACCUCCCUAGGUUGUGUUAUAUGGUGGUAUAGUAUUGUGAAUAUAUAUAGCUUAACCUUGCAGAGCGUUAUGUAUUUAUAACAGCAGCAGUUCAGUAGACCUCGGCUCCCCCGUUUUUGAAUGUCUGAUUACAUAUGCCAAUUUACUUAGUAAUCUUCGUCUUGGAGGUUGUGUGCUAGCCAUACGUGAUAGGGACGAUGAAGGGCUGGCUGGUUGUAAAUAACGUUUCAUGUUCUUCGUUACGCUCCAAGGUAAUAUUGCUCUCUUCGAGCCCGUGCCCUAGCAGGGUGCACCUACGCCCUGAUUGCUGUGUGUACAUAUGUGUGCUUCUCUUAUUUCAUUUUGUAAAUAUUCCGUACUUUUACCAAAGACAUAGGAAAAAGAAAAAAAAAUCAACAAAGUGUUCACCACAAAAUGCCACAUGGACAUGCAGGGAAAUUGCACUCGUAGUGGCGGUUUUUAGGUUGAUGCUUCUCACAUUAUUUUUGCAUGUGGUACAUUUUGAAGUGACGUUCCUGAUGUACAGGUAUUUGUAAUAAAAAGAUACAUGCAGUGUCAUCUUACAGCGUU
Ornithodoros turicata is the source of this 5908-nucleotide messenger RNA. RefSeq names its product serine/threonine-protein kinase ULK2-like (gene Atg1). The transcript has 25 exons. Gene Ontology annotation, biological process: response to starvation; autophagy of mitochondrion; autophagosome assembly. Bases 489 to 3359 code for a protein of 956 amino acids. The record is from RefSeq and is a predicted model, not a curated record. Gene Ontology annotation, cellular component: phagophore assembly site; autophagosome; cytosol. Gene Ontology annotation, molecular function: ATP binding; protein serine/threonine kinase activity. NCBI's taxonomy places the organism in Eukaryota, Metazoa, Arthropoda, Arachnida, Ixodida, Argasidae.